Molecule: messenger RNA, 558 nt
Organism: Effrenium voratum
Lineage: Eukaryota; Dinophyceae; Suessiales; Symbiodiniaceae
Source: the annotation of a GenBank genome assembly
AUGGCCAUCGACGGUUUUGAGCUGCCCUGUGCUGUCACGGCAGUGUUUGUCUUGCACUUCGUUUUCGUGGACACGUUUGCCGUUGGGGCUGCUCGAACACCCUUUCAACUCAAGUAUCCCUUCACUACAGAGCUGAAUGACCCAAGGCAGCUGGAGCCAUUUAUUCGAGCGUUGCGUGCGCAACAAAACCAGGUGGAGCAGGCUUGGGCCUUUUUCCUGGCCAUGUGGGUGUGCUCCUUUGCGCUGGAUGCCAACUUUGCUGGAGUCUGUGGCAUUGUUUGGGUUCUGGCCCGGAUGGCCUAUGGCUACUUGUAUCGGCUGAAUCCCAGCCGGAACAAGUUGAUAUGGUGCACCGCUCCAGCCUACGCUGCGCAGGCAAUGUGCUGUGGUGGCAUUCUCACCGGAAUUCUGCCAUAUUCUUUGCCGGUGUCUGCCGGCAUCUCCAGCAUUGUGGUGAUUUUCUUCGCCAUCUAUGGCUGGUUUGUAUACCGCCCUUGGCUUCAACAGUACGUGGAAGAGGAGAAGAGCAGAUACGAUGCUCAGCUCAUUUCGCGCUGA